AGGGAAGGUUGGAGCCCAUGUUGAUGAGUUGAUGUGAAGUGUGCUGAAGGCAGCGAGAAUGAAGAGCGGCGAGCUUGUCGUCACCCGCUGUGGCGGUGCGGGCGGUGGCGGUUGCUCCACCAACAACGAUAACAAUCCUACAGUGGACACCACUCUCGACAGCAUUGGCUAACAACGUACAACAAACCGUCGCCAUGAUUCUCGACGAAAACCCCGCCGGGCUCAUCAACCACACCAUCGGCAACUUCAACAUCCAACCCGAUAAACAGGCCGUCACCCGCAUCAAUGACUCGCUCGCGGCUUUGCAGCAAUCGCGUGAACUGCGCAUGCGCGAGGCCGAAUCCGCUCUGCGCAAGCUGUCGCGUCAUCUGUCGGCGCUGAAUGCCCAGCACGAGGAGGCUGUCUCGGCGCACGACUCGGGCAAGCACGCGGCCGAGAUUGUCGAGCUGGACACGAAGAAGUUCCGGAUUGCCAAGGCGGCCACCGAACUGGAGAUUGAGAGCGAACGACUGGAGGGCGAGCUGGAGAUGCUCAAGGAGCGGUUGGCGGAUCUGGAAGCGCAGGGGUUGGAGGGCGACGAGCCAACGCGCCGGGAGCGCGAGCUGGACGAUGCCACGCUGCUACGAUUAAAAAUCUACCGAUCGCUCGGAGUGGACAUUGAGGCGGACGAGGCGGGCAACUUCAACAAAGCGGUGAUUCGCAAUAGUCGCAAGGGCGAUGUGCAUGUCGUGAACAUCGACCCGAAGUUCUCGCGGUUUUUCUACUCCAACUACUUUUGGACUACCAUGCAGGGAUAGGUUUUGGAUUGGCGUUACGGGAUACCCAGGAUAAUACAUUUUUCAGUCU
Molecule: messenger RNA, 846 nt
Organism: Aspergillus ibericus CBS 121593
Lineage: Eukaryota; Fungi; Ascomycota; Eurotiomycetes; Eurotiales; Aspergillaceae
Product: kinetochore Spc24 family protein
Exons: 3
Coding region: 195-797 (200 amino acids)
Source: RefSeq, a predicted model, not a curated record